Molecule: messenger RNA, 303 nt
Organism: Pisolithus orientalis
Lineage: Eukaryota; Fungi; Basidiomycota; Agaricomycetes; Boletales; Pisolithaceae
Exons: 1
Source: RefSeq, a predicted model, not a curated record
GAGCCAAGUGAUCUGUUGGAGAAGAUAGCAAAACAGUUUCAGUUGAACAAAAAACAGUGGCUUUCCUUCCAAAUAAUUGCAGAUCAUUUUAUCCAAGCACAUGUUAAGCAGUUAAAGUCCCAACAGCAAUUGUCCAUGCAGAUGACAGGGCCAGGAGGGACAGGUAAAAUGCAUGUUGUGAAAGCUGUUCAGCAUGUCAUGGAUUACUACUGCUGUGGUCACUUGAUUUGUUUCUUAGCUCCAACAGGCUCUGCAGCUUCACUGAUAGAUGGAAUGACUGUCCACAAAGCACUGGGUAUAAGA